UUUCUCUCCGAGCCCCGGGGUCGGUCGGACCACUCUCUCCUCAGCUCCCUCCCCCCUCCCCGUGUACCUGCGCAGAGCAUCCACAGUCGCUCCCCCUCUCCCCGACGGGACAGUCGCACUGCAGCAAGCUGACGGGAAAAUUAUUCUUUUCUUUUUAUUAUUAUUUUACAGACGAGACUGUCGGUCCCUCCCUGCAUCAGCUGAAAUGCUGCUGAGAAGAAUCGGACAUGUUCUUCCACUUCUCUGCGCAGUCUGCCGUCUCACUCUGGCCUUUCCCACCCAAACACCAUCUGGAUAUGAAGAUGUCCAGUCCCUUCAGGUGAACAUUCCCCACUCGGGUCCAGUUUUUGCCUCACUGGGCAGGUCCAUCUCCAUCCCCUGCAUGGUGUCUCUAUCCACCACAGCCAGCACCUCCUCCUCCUCCUCCCCUGUUGUGCCGCGGGUCAAGUGGUCGGUGGUGUCUGGCGGUGUGGAGACGCAGAUCUUGGUGGCGAAGGGUGAAAGGGUGAAGGUCAACGAGGCAUACAGAUACCGGGCCGCAUUGCUCAACUACACGUCUUCCUCUGAUGACCUGUCACUGUGGCUUGAAGAUUUGCGCUCCAGUGACUCGGGUCAUUAUCGCUGCGAGGUGCAGCAAGGCCUGGAGGACGCCAGUGACCUCGUACAACUCAAGGUCAAAGGUGUUGUAUUUCACUACAGAGAUGCUUUGGGCCGGUAUGCAUUUACCUUCCAUCAGGCCCAGAGGGCCUGUGAGGCAACUGGGGCAGAAAUUGCCACUGACUACCAGCUGCUGGCAGCUUAUCACGACGGAUAUGAGCAGUGUGAUGCAGGCUGGGUGGCAGACCAAUCUGUCAGGUACCCGAUCCAAGUUCCCCGUGAAGGCUGCUAUGGUGACAUGGAUGGGCAGCCAGGAUUGAGAAGCUAUGGGACAAUGGAUCCAGAUGAUCUUUUUGACGUUUAUUGUUAUGUGGAACAAAUUGACGGAGAGGUGAUCCAUGACUCUGUCCGAAAGCUGCUGUCCUUUGCUGAAGCACAGUCAUACUGCAGAGCUGCAGGGGCAGAGCUGGCUACAACAGCACAGCUGUACUUGGCGUGGAGUGAAGGCCUGGACCGUUGCAGCCCCGGAUGGCUGUCCGAUGGCAGUGUGCGCUACCCCAUCAUUACCCCCAGGGUGCGCUGUGGAGGGCCUCAGGCAGGCGUCAAAACUCUCUACCGCUUCAGCAACCAAACUGGUUUCCCAGAGCCAUCCAGCCUUCAUGACGUUUAUUGUUUUAGAGAUAACAGAAAUGCUCCCACUGACUCUCCUGUUGACUACAUGGCCACAGAGCCUGAAGACACUGAACCAGAUGUUGUCAUGCUUAUGGAAACAGAUGAAGAGAUGCACUUGAACCAACAUGCAGAGCAAGUGGAGCGAGAGGCUCAGAGUGUGCUUGAAUCCUUUCCCUUUGUCUCGCAUGUUUCCACGGAGGAAUACCUGGUUGACACUCACCCAACAGUUACAUCAGAUACCACAGAGUCUCCCAUCAACACCACAUCUACAUUGGACCUCCUUCAGCCUUUUGAUGAAACUUCCUCUCCUACAGAAAUGAGCUCUCACGCCCAGCAUCCUACAGCCAUGAUGAACAGCACAAUCAGUAGCAAAGAAACCUACGAUGUCCCACAAAAUACAUCCUUUCUGCCCAGUGUUUAUAAUAACACAAAUUUGCACCAGAACUUGAACUUCACCAUUUACCAGUUUGAACAAGAAAGCACCUCAGGGUUUCCUGAACCAUCACAUGAACCUGACACACAUAACCAAACCGUUCCAGACACAAACCCUGAAGAACAUACACAACCAUCUGAGAGCUCGAAGGAUUCCCAAGAAAUACACGAGAGCAACUUGGAUUCAAACAGAUCACAAGCCAAUUACAGCGAGACAGAAAGCAACCAUACUCGAGGGGAGAAUAUCCUGGAGGUGACCCCAACAACCCCUGACAACAUGCUCCAAGUGAAGCUGGAGGAGGCAGCAGUAGCAGGACCUGAGCAGAUGUCUUUCUCGACUCAGUCACCAAGAGAGGAUGGACAGCUUCUUAAACAAACUACUAAAGCUCCCACUAAAAACCAAACUUCUUUGUGGCUACCACUUGAUGGAUCUGGAGAUAUUUCUCAAGAGAGUGACCUUGAAAUUGAAGCCAGCACAUCAGAUUCUUUCACCAUUCACCCGUCACCUUCAGCUUCAACUAGCAGCACUCCUGCUGAACCACGGACUUCACCCCCAGAUCCAACAUCUUCAUCUGGGUCACAAACUACUGAUAAAUUGGGCUUCGAUAUCCUCUCCACAGCAGCACAAUUAUGGGAGUCUUCCAUUUCUAAACAGGAGGGAAGUACAAGCUUAGAAUCUGAAGACACAGUCACAAUAGAAAGUGAGGAAAAACAGCUGCACACGACAAAGGCUGAAGACAUCCUUCUUCCUAGAGCAAAUUUAACUACCACUGAGUCUUUGGAAGUGGCAAACACUUCUCAUUUGCCUACUGAUCCCACUACAGCACAGCAUCGGACAUCAGGGUACAGAGUGUUUUGGGAUACUGCGACCAUUGCUUAUGAAGAGGCAAGUGGACAGGAGCCUGGUCGAGUUACGGCAAUCCUUAGAGAAGACAUUAAAGUUACUCCAACCCUUGGCGAGGAAAGUAAAGUUACCCCAACUGUUGAAGACGAGACUAAAGUUUCCUUUUCAUUGAGACAGAAUGUUUCCUCAACUGUUGACGUGGAUAUGACCGUUACUCCAACGCUUAAAGAUGAAGCUAAAGUUUCCCCAACCUUCGAAGAAGCCAAAGUUUAUGUUUCACUGGAAGAGAAAGUUACAGUUGCCCCAACACAUGAAGUCACAAAUGUUGCCCCAACACGUCAAGAAGAAGCUAACAUUGCCCCAACCCUUGAAGAAGAAGCUAAUGUUCGCCCAACCCUUGAAGAAAUGAAUGUUUCCCCAAACCUUGAAGGAGAAGCUAUUGUUCGCCCAACCCUUGAAGAAAUUAAGGUUUCCCCAACCCUUGAAGGAGAAGCUAAUGUUCGCUCGACCCUUGAAGAAAUUAAGGUUUCCCCAAACCUUGAAGGAGAAGCUAUUGUUCGCCCAACCCUUGAAGAAAUUAAGGUUUCCCCAAACCUUGAAGGAGAAGCUAUUGUUCGCCCGACCCUUGAAGAAAUUAAUGUUUCCCCAACCCUUGAAGAAGAAGCUAAUGUUCGCCCGACCCUUGAAGAAAUGAAUGUUUCCCCAACCCUUGAAGGAGAAGCUAAUGUUCGCCCAACCCUCGAAGAAAUUAAGGUUUCCCCAACCCUUGAAGGAGAAGCUAAUGUUCGCCCGACCCUUGAAGACAUUUAUGUUUCACCAACCCUUGAAGGAGAAGCUAAUGUUUCCCCACCAUUAGAAGAGGAAGCUGAUGGUGCCUUAGCCCUUGAAGAACAAGCUAACAUUGUCACAACCUUAGAACAAGAAGCUUACUUUGUUCCUACUGUUGUGGAGGACUUCACUAUCUUUCCUCUUGAUUCUCAAACAUCUAACUGGGCUCUGCUGACAACCACAACUGGACCCCAAGAGUCGCUCAAUGACCUUGAGUACAGCAGAAAAGCCACCUCCACGGUAGCUCCAGAUUCCGCGUCAAGUACUAAGACCACUGGGGCUACCACAAAGACGACCGCUGGGGCUACCACGACCACCACACACUGGUCCAGACGCACCUGGAGCCCGACCGCCUCAAGGCCAAGAGUUUUCCACAAGACAACAGAGCCCCAGAAGGUGACGCACCUCAUACCACCAGUGGAUCAGGGUCUGGUGAAUGUAGAGUUUAGUCUCACCCAGCCACCCACCCUGCUUAACUUGCCCAAUGAGAGGGCAGCUGUAGGCGGCACAGGGAAAGUUUCAGAUGCCUGUUUGGGCGACCCCUGUCUCAAUGGAGGCACCUGUACCGACCGAGACGGGCAGAUUAAGUGUCUCUGUUUGCCAUCAUAUGGAGGAAACUUCUGUCAGACCGACCUGGAGCAAUGUGAACCAGGCUGGGAUAAGUUUCACGGUUUCUGCUACCGACACUUCAGCCAGCGUCUGAGCUGGGAGGUCGCAGAGCAGCACUGUCGCGUCCUGGGAGCUCACCUGGUCUCCGUCAUGACACCCGAGGAACAGAGUUACAUCAACGACAACUAUAAAGAAUACCAGUGGACCGGUCUGAACGAUAAGACCAUAGAGGAUGAUUUCCGCUGGUCGGAUGGCAACCCGCUGCUCUAUGAGAACUGGUACAGAGGGCAGCCGGACAGCUAUUUUCUCUCCGGAGAAGACUGUGUGGUGAUGGUGUGGCACGAUGACGGACGCUGGAGCGACGUGCCCUGCAACUACCACCUGGCCUACACCUGCAAGAAGGGCACCUCCUCAUGCGGUCCACCGCCAAGGGUCCGAAAUGCCUCCGUAUUUGGAAAACCUCGACAGAGAUAUGAAACCAAUGCAGUUGUACGCUAUCACUGUGCCAAGGGUUUCCAGCAGAGACUAAAUCCCCUGGUCAGGUGUCGGUCUGGAGGCAUGUGGGAGAGGCCUCAAAUCAUGUGCAGCCCUGAGGCUGGAGGUCCAACCCAGCAACCUGAAGCGAUGUCACCCACCGACAACCUUGCAGUGUUUGACGACGAGUUUGAAGCCACUAAAGAGACACCACAGUACUGGGACAUCAAGUUUUAAAAGUCAGCCAUGCUUUCCUUGUCUUGUUUUGUUAAACUCUGCUGCUGUAACAUGACAAAAGAACCGAGUGCUUUUUACCAAUGAAUGCUUUAAUAGGACAAAAUGAAACACAGGCCACACUGAACGAAACAUCCUCUUUCCCAAAGACCCUGAGUGCGCAGAAACUGACUAACUUCUUUUGAGGGAGACACUGACUAACAACAUUCCAAUUUUUUGAUUACCUUUAAAUUCUCUCUAAUGUAUUAAGUUAGGGGGAUUUUAAUGAAUGAAUACAGUGGCUGUCAGAAAAGAAGUAGAAGAAGAAGAGGGUCCUUUUCAUGAUAAAGAAAUACAGUAAAUGUGCAGAGACUAAAUUUCUAUGCCGGCUCCAAAUCCACAUCAAUAACCGUUCUCUUUGUGGGUUUUGUGGUAUCAAGAACCUUUUUAUUAAAUGGUGCUAAUGUUUUCAAACCUUUGUAUCCAAUAGAUAUUUUAGUUUUCCGUCCAAAGCACAAAGUCAACCUUAACAAAAACCCAAUAAACAAUGUAAAUAUAUCAGCUUUCUCACCUGUCAGACAAGUGCUGUGCGCAUUUUGAAACCUUUGAUUUCCAGCAGACACAGUUUUGUUCGUCAGCUUUAUGUUGUAAUAAAGUUUUGUAGAACAGAGCAAAGAAUAAAUUGUUUCUCUUAUUUUACCCAUA
This is a messenger RNA of Scophthalmus maximus (turbot), 5374 nucleotides long. Its product is annotated as brevican core protein. Gene Ontology annotation, molecular function: hyaluronic acid binding. Lineage: Eukaryota; Metazoa; Chordata; Actinopteri; Pleuronectiformes; Scophthalmidae. The coding region runs from base 206 to 4693 and encodes 1495 amino acids. The record is from RefSeq and is a predicted model, not a curated record. Gene Ontology annotation, biological process: cell adhesion. The transcript is spliced from 14 exons.